AUGUUCGGAGCCAUUGUUGCGGGCCGAUUGGUAUGUGAGCUGCCUAGUAUCCCCGGAAGAGCUGACAGAUCCAGCGACGAGACACACUUCGUCUUCCUGCUCGAGAACCCCUAUGAGAUUCACCACCUGACUGUCUUCCUGACAGGGACGCCCUUCCCCGAAGGCUACGGCGCGACGGUACACUAUGCGUGGCCGAACGCGCCGAACGACUGGAUUGCGCUGGGAGGACUGACGAAUGCGCGCCCCAGCGCAAUCUACAAAGUCAAUCCGCCCACGAAUCAAGCCCAGGGCCCUGCCCAGGUCGGAAUCGAGAUUGCGCCCCUGGCGGCCGUCGACGCGCUGGUUCAGCAGCGCGCAGCGAGUAGGGAGAAGGGCGCCGAGAUUGCAGCCAAGGUCGACGUUGGCAAGGUUGCCGAGAAAGUUGUCAAGAAUGAAAGAGAAGAGAGGGGGGAUAGUCCCGUUCUCGCAGCUCGCUGCUCGCUGCUCGCCGCACAUGUAGCUGACGUCCAGCUGUGGAACUACCUCCACUCCUUCGGCGACGCGCCGCUCACGCCGCAAACGCCCAUCCCGCUCUCAGUCUUCCAGAAGUGGUACGACAAUUUCACGCGCAAGCUCGGCAAUGACCGGGGCGCAUCCUUCCUCGACCGCGAGGAUUAG
This is a messenger RNA of Trichosporon asahii var. asahii CBS 2479, 657 nucleotides long. RefSeq lists its product as uncharacterized. Gene Ontology annotation, biological process: protein import into nucleus. Bases 1 to 657 code for a protein of 218 amino acids. Gene Ontology annotation, cellular component: cytosol; nucleus. Gene Ontology annotation, molecular function: nuclear import signal receptor activity. The record is from RefSeq and is a predicted model, not a curated record. The transcript is spliced from 4 exons. NCBI's taxonomy places the organism in Eukaryota, Fungi, Basidiomycota, Tremellomycetes, Trichosporonales, Trichosporonaceae.